Molecule: messenger RNA, 3258 nt
Organism: Cryptococcus deneoformans JEC21
Lineage: Eukaryota; Fungi; Basidiomycota; Tremellomycetes; Tremellales; Cryptococcaceae
Exons: 5
Coding region: 431-3031 (866 amino acids)
Source: RefSeq, a predicted model, not a curated record
AGGAAGUGCACAUCACAACGAAGACACAUUGGAAUACCUUUCGCGGCACUCACCGGAAUCCCUUGGAUCCAUCAAACCCGUCUGGCGUGGACAGUGGAACCAAUUUUUCGGAUCCAUUUCGUCACAAACGGCGCACAGACAUGUCUCGAUACAUUAAGAAGCGAGUUAGUCUGCUGACAGGCCUCUCCCAAGAGCUCUAAUCGUUUUUCAAUCAGCAUCAGUCAUCACUGGUCCUUCGCGGUCUGAUGCUUUCUCGAAUCCUUGUUUUGGAUGAUGACAAGGGGGAGUGGGUUGAGCAAGGUGGAUGAAGAUCAUGAUGGGAAUUUUGCCUGCUCCAAAGCGGGUAUAUCUAGCGUCAGACAGCCUUCAUCCUUCCUUCUCCCUUCUUUCUUAACCACCGUUAUCUUCUUCUUUCUCAUCACCGUUUACAAUGAGCCUUUCCAAUGAUGCGAGAGACAAGGAUCUCGGUCAGUUUCUUGAAACACCAGGAUUAUCAAGCAAAGAAGUGUCGGAUGUUUUACAGGAGUUCGUGCUUCAGAGCAUGAGGCGAGGCAGGAGAGUUAGAGAAUGGUGUAAGGAGGUUUCUCUUGCUUACAGUCGAGCCCAUUCAUUACCAGCCAUCCGCAACGCUCUCUCCACACCUCUCUUAUCAACCCUUCUACCAUUCACCCGUCUUCCUGCGAACCCUUACUUUCCUGCUCCAGAACCGCCUCUGCCACCGUCACUUCUCCCCAAUUCCUUCCUUCCUGCCCUGACUCGUAACCAGUUAAUUGAUGCGCUUGCACGGCUAAGCAAAGAAGAGCGGCUCAUCUCGAAAACAUUACACUACGAACAGGAGCUAGUGUUAGAGCUGUGCCUGGAGUACAUUGGAAGGAGAUGGAGAUCUUCAGAGGCCGUAGCUGAGAAUGUGGUCGAUGACAUCAGUCGCAAACUAACAAAGGUCGAAUUCGAAACUCUCAUCCGAGGCUAUCCCCCAGUGGUGCGCACCAUUAUCUCGCCCGUCCUUCACGAGGUCAGGUUCGUCCUGGGCUUUGUCACGUCAUCCCAGCUUGUCGCAAGGCUCAACUCUUCUGGCCUGAGCACCUAUCUUCAUCCUCAAUCCCGGCCAUACCAGAAUAUCACAUCGUGGAUCGAACGACGGCUCCAGGCCGGCGUACCUUAUCCGCUCCUUUUGGAAGAAUGCAAGACCAUGAAACAAAGAGUCAGUGACGAAAACGGCGACACCAUCAUGGACGUACUCGGACUGUUUGGUCUCGCACAGCCAUUCGUCGACGGUGAUUACUCCAGUUAUCACUUGGUCCGAAAGUCUUCGCACAGCCCCUCCUUCAAGCCCAAGCUCAGCCCCAAGUGGUUCUCCCAUAAGCAUGCCCAUUCGUCACUAAGUAAAUUCGACUUCCCCAACCCUUAUCGUCGACCUUCUUUGCCCGCGAUUCACUCACAUAAUGGAGCCACCUCAGUACCACGUAUACCCUAUUCUAACAGGUCCAAUUCAUCUUCAUCCUCUUCAUUAGCUCCUGGCGAUGACGUUUACACUUCCCUAGGAUGUGCCAAUAUCUCAGAAGCACGAUCCAUUCUUCUUUGGAGGCUUUUGGAUAUGCGCUAUCAUGUCCUUGAGGGGGGAUGGUUCCUUGGCGGUGGGAGGGAACAGGCUGAAACGAUGUUUAAUUCACUGGAACAGAACAUAGUGAAUGACAUGCCAUUGAGAAAGCUAUUUUACUUCCUUCGAUUCACAUUCGGCCUUCACUUCUCGCCAACGACAGUCUCGAAUUUAAACGUACCAUCCAAUUGGUUGUCCGGCGAGACACUCCAUGCUAGAGACGUUUCCUUCGACCUCGAGCAAUAUAUUCGAGACAUAUCCUUACCUGUUCAGAUCACUGAAAAUGAUGAUGAAGACGAAAGACAAUUUGAGACCCAUUAUCGCUCACGAUGUGCAACUCCAGCAACUAUGUCUUCUGCACGGACAAGCGGGUCUCAGGUACAUGACUUGGGCAAACGGGCUUCAAGCGUCAGCACUUUCACAAUCAGACAGGCUGUAAGACGAGACACCAUCAAGACCAGGGCGAUAGAGUUCCGCUUCCCGAUGAAAAAGGUGGAGAUCCUGCACGAAGAUAAGAGGCGGAGUAAAUUGACUUCGCGUUCGGUGUCGGACUUCAAAGACGAGUCAUCUUAUACCCGCUUACCGACCAAGUCUAGAUUGACGAGGUCUAAAAAUGUGACAAAAUCCGCGGCCCAGCGAGGGGAAGGGCUUCAUAUCGAUACCUCUGUAUCAUUGUCCAGUCAACAAUCUCAUCCUUCUCCAACGUUGUCUACUUCUACUACCCUUGUACAGAGCUCUUAUUCCCAGGAUGGCUCUUUACCAAACACUCCCACUUUGCGCAAUCUUCCUCUGGGCCAGAAUAAGAGACAACUGCACCGUCAAUGUGCUAUCUUUGACGGUGAGCCUCUGAGUCCAUUAAAAGCUUCCGAUUUCCAUUGUUUCCGAGAGAUAUCACUUGACCUUACACCCUCAUCUUGGUCAACCCAGUUUGCUCAUAUGAACCCUCUCCACGCUGAAUCCUCCCGUUCGGAACAUCAUGAAGAUUCAUUCCGCUUGUCACCCACUUCGACAUAUCAAGACUCGUCACGUGUACCGCUGUCAUCCAUCCUCAAGCUCUUCCGGGACUUGUCCAAUGGACGCGAGCUGCAAUCCGAAGAAGUAGAGGAUGCGUUGAUGCGUCUUGUCGCAAGCGAACGAAGGUCGGUUGAGGACAAGGGCGACGAUUGGGAUGCAGAGGCUAGGUGCAGGGUUGCGUGGUUGAUUGAACAAGUGGCAAUCUUGCUCAAUGAUCCCAUAUACGUGCCGGCAAUAAGCAACGUGGUUUCUUCUCUAUCUUCCGUAGAGGUCUGUCCUCGCUUUCAAGUCCCGGCCGUCUUAGAAAAAAGAGCUGUGGCACCCAGCAGAUCCUUCUCCCACUCUCAUAUUUCAACCGCUCCUGAUCACUCUGCGCUUCGCCGAUUCCAUAAUUCUCAGUCUUCAGCUAGCUACUGCUAGCCAUCGCAGGCACGAUCUGAGACUUCCACUGUAUUUUUAUUUUUAUAGUUAUGACUUAAUUCGACACCCAUACAUUCGGGUUGACUGUCAGCAUUAUCAAGUCUUUAUUAUAAUUAUCAAUAAUUCUAUAAUAAAUGCUCACUCUUUUUGCAAUGGUAGUCAUCCAUAAUCAGUGAUGCCCUCGUGUCACUUUAACAUAUCUCACGUCACGGGUUCCGUACACGCAG